Oxyura jamaicensis (ruddy duck) is the source of this 2377-nucleotide messenger RNA. It is a transcript of the gene SSTR2, whose product is annotated as somatostatin receptor 2. The transcript has 2 exons. The record is from RefSeq and is a predicted model, not a curated record. Gene Ontology annotation, molecular function: neuropeptide binding; somatostatin receptor activity. Lineage: Eukaryota; Metazoa; Chordata; Aves; Anseriformes; Anatidae. Gene Ontology annotation, biological process: neuropeptide signaling pathway; cellular response to estradiol stimulus; cellular response to glucocorticoid stimulus. Bases 325 to 1440 code for a protein of 371 amino acids. Gene Ontology annotation, cellular component: neuron projection; membrane.
AGCACCGAGCAGCACCGAACAGCACCGGGCAGCACCGGGCAGGGCUGUCCCCGCCCCGGCCCCACGGAGCCGCCCCACGCGGGGCGGGGCGCAGCCGGUGCGCUGGGUCCGGCGGCGGAGCCGCUCCGGGAAAGGCUGCGCGGAGCCGAGCGGUGCGGAGCGGAGCCCAUCGGGGUGCGGUGCGGAGCGGCGGGCGCUGCCGGCGCCUCCCCGCUGCCCGCGGGGCCGGGGCGCGGCGGCGGGGAGCAGAAUCUUCUCCUUAAUCCCCAAAGGGAGGGGAGAUGACAUCUCGGCUCCUCUGAACCGCCUGUGACCGGCAGAGCCAUGGAUCUGGAAUUCGAGCUGCCCAACGCCACCGCCUUCUGGUUCUCCCCAGCUUCCCCGUUCGACAACUUCUCGGUGGAGGCGCCCACCAACGCGUCGCAGAACGCCACCGGCCAGCACUUCGACCUAACCAGCAACGCCAUCCUCACCUUCAUCUACUUCGUGGUCUGCAUCGUCGGGCUGUGCGGCAACACGCUGGUGAUAUACGUCAUCCUCCGCUACGCCAAGAUGAAGACCAUCACCAACAUCUACAUCCUGAACCUGGCCAUCGCGGACGAGCUCUUCAUGCUCGGGCUGCCCUUCCUGGCCAUGCAGGUCGCCCUGGUGCACUGGCCCUUUGGCAAAGCCAUCUGCAGGGUGGUCAUGACGGUGGAUGGGAUCAACCAGUUCACCAGCAUCUUCUGCUUGACGGUUAUGAGCGUUGACCGGUACCUGGCUGUUGUCCAUCCCAUUAAAUCUGCCAAGUGGAGGCGGCCCAGGACAGCCAAAAUGAUCAACGUGGCCGUCUGGGGUGUCUCCCUGCUGGUGAUCAUGCCCAUCAUGAUUUAUGCCGGGGUGCAGCACAACCACGGCAGGAGUAGCUGCACCAUCAUCUGGCCGGGGGAAUCGGGCGCGUGGUACACGGGCUUCAUCAUCUACGCCUUCAUCCUGGGCUUCCUGGUGCCUCUCACCAUCAUCUGCCUUUGCUACUUGUUCAUCAUUAUCAAAGUCAAGUCCUCAGGCAUCAGAGUGGGCUCCUCCAAGAGGAAAAAGUCCGAGAAGAAAGUCACCAGGAUGGUCUCCAUUGUGGUUGCUGUCUUCAUCUUCUGCUGGCUCCCCUUCUACAUCUUCAACGUCUCCUCCGUCUCCGUCCUGAUCGUGCCCACGCCCGUCCUCAAGGGCAUGUUCGACUUCGUCGUGGUCCUCAGCUAUGCCAACAGCUGCGCCAACCCCAUCCUUUACGCCUUCCUGUCCGACAACUUCAAGAAGAGCUUUCAGAACGUCCUCUGCCUGGUGAAGGUCAGCGGCAUGGACGACGCGGACCGCAGCGACAGCAAGCAGGACAAGUCCAGGCUCAACGAGACCACGGAAACCCAAAGGACCCUGCUCAACGGUGACCUGCAGACGAGCAUCUGAGGGGCCGGCGGCGUUGUCCUCUGCUCGCUCUCCUCUCCCCACUUGCUCCCAGCAGCACGCAGGGAGUCAGGGGAUGGCAGCGCGCACGCCGGAGGGCCGGGUGUCCUCAGCUGGGCUGGCUCCCGAGCUGCUGGCGGGCUGGCUUGUCGGCACUGGGAAGGAUGUGGUUCUGAGGAGCUGCCUCGCCAGGAGCACAAAGACAACUCGUAGAAAUCCCCACGUGGCAGCGCGCAUUUAAACACCAAAGUGCCACCGUGGGACACAGCCAUCGCAGGGGCAGCGCUGCUGGCUCCUCUGGCGUUACCCUCAGGGCUGAAGGCAGCUCUGGGUGCUCUGCCCCGGGACGGGUGCUUGCACGUGGACAGACGCCGUGGAGCCUGGCCGGGCUGCGCCCUGCACGCAUGAGGGGGUGACCUCAGGAGCUGCCACCGCCUGUGCCACCGCCUGGAUGCGCUGAGACCUGGCAGGAGCUCCCUGGGCGUGCUGCGCUCCUGCAGUCCCCGAGGAGAUGAGGAUGUUUGGGGUUGUACUUUGCCCAGCUUAGCACUCAGCCACGUCCCCUGAAGCCUCCCUACUGCUGUUUGACUGCGUCCUUUGCAGAAGGGGUCCGGCCGCGGAGGAGGCGCAGCAGGACGGAGGCAGCUGCCCCGAGGGACGCAGCCCUCUCCUGUGCCCCCCGCUGCAGGAGAGCCCCUGCCCUCCUCCCUUCCAUGACGUCACCUUCCUGCAGGUUUUCUCCUCGGAUGGAGGAUUUCCCCCUUUUCCCUCCUGCCGUCCGGAUCCGUUCGCAUCAGUCUCUGGCUGCGCCACCGGCCUGACACCGCCGCUGUCCCCAGUGAGCCCUGGUCAGGGGGGCUGAGCAGCCACAGCACGGUCCGGUAGGAAAUCCUCGGGGGUUGGAGUGCCCUGGUGCAGGCUGCUGUUCGUCCCGUCCUGC